AGAGCAUUCGUUGAGACAGGAGCCCGAGCAAAGCCAAAGCCAAAUCCAAAUCCAAAGCCCUAGAUCCCUCGUUACCUGUUGAGAUUCUUUGCCGUCUCACUCUUGCCUCCUCUCUCCGAGGCAUUCGGUUUCUUUGUUGAUAUUUCAACAAUGAUCCGAUUCAUUAUACUACAGAACAGGCAGGGGAAGACUCGUCUCGCCAAGUAUUAUGUGCCUCUCGAGGAAUCAGAGAAGCACAAAGUCGAAUACGAGGUUCAUCGAUUGGUGGUCAAUAGGGAUCCCAAAUUCACGAAUUUCGUUGAGUUCCGCACCCACAAGAUUAUCUACAGGCGAUAUGCUGGUUUGUUUUUCUCAAUGUGUGUUGACAUCACAGAUAACGAGUUAGCAUACUUGGAGUGCAUCCACUUAUUUGUGGAGAUUUUGGAUCAUUUUUUCAGCAACGUGUGUGAACUGGAUUUAGUAUUUAAUUUUCACAAGGUGUAUUUGAUACUGGACGAAUUCAUCCUUGCUGGGGAGCUCCAAGAAACAAGCAAGAAGGCAAUCAUAGAGAGAAUGGGCGAGUUGGAGAAGCAGGAGUGAGCUGAUUGUGGUUAGGAUCUGCAGCAGCUUGCCUUCAUCUUGAUUCCUUGUUCUGUUAGCUUCUUCCGGUCAUCAAAUUUCAGAGCUGAUUGGCCUUGUAACAUCACAAUGAAUGCGAAGACAAACAAGAAGGAACCGCCUUCAUCCCCCCUUCCCCCAACCAAAAUUUCCCCA
This is a messenger RNA of Telopea speciosissima, 753 nucleotides long. Its product is annotated as AP-2 complex subunit sigma-like. Bases 151 to 579 code for a protein of 142 amino acids. The transcript has 7 exons. The record is from RefSeq and is a predicted model, not a curated record. Gene Ontology annotation, molecular function: clathrin-cargo adaptor activity. Lineage: Eukaryota; Viridiplantae; Streptophyta; Magnoliopsida; Proteales; Proteaceae. Gene Ontology annotation, biological process: protein transport; clathrin-dependent endocytosis. Gene Ontology annotation, cellular component: AP-2 adaptor complex; intracellular membrane-bounded organelle.